UCAUUUCAAACAAUCACCUCAAGCUUUAUAUUGCACUUCUCCAAAGUAUAUAGAACGCCAAAAUUCCUCAAACCUGGUAAUAACAAUGUGGGUGAAACUUGAGGGAAAACCAGAUUUUGAAGAGGUCGUCGAAAAAUCUGAUUAUCAAAAUAAUAAUCCAAACGUACACAACCUCAAGACUCUUCUUCGCAAGAGGAUCAAAAUCCUUAAAGAUAUUCAAGAACGCGAUAUCGAGCUUUUCGCAUUCUCGAGUCCAACUGAUACAAAAUUUAUCCCGGCGGAUACCACUCUUGAAUCCCUAGAUGUAAAAAGCUCUACCAAAAUCCUUGCUCGAUACCCGCUCUCAAAUUUGAGUAUUAAAGUGAAUCUCAGGUUUUACCGCACCACGGCCGAAUGUGUAAUUCCACAUUCUAGUGGUUCUCUGAGUUUAUUACGAGAGGCCGGCGAGUUGAAAAAGAAAAUUGACAGUGAAUUUCAUUUCAACAUUAUUGUGAAUAAUACCAAGCCAAACGAUCAAAACGAGCGUAUUCUCGACCUCAAAGUUCAAAUAAAAGGCCAAAAGGCGUACGGGGAGUGGAAAAUGAGCGAGGUCGCCAAACUUUACAAUAAUGCAUUUAAGUCUAGUGAAACGAUGGCGAAAUUCUCCAUAGAUGAUCUUCCAGAAUCGUCUCCACCCCUGACUAGUGAAGAUUUGGAAAGCUUUAUCAAUCAACUCAAACAGAAGUUGUUUGCAUUCCAAGCGGUUACCACCAACGAGGCCACAGCUCGUGAAUUCAUUUCCAUCUUUAUGACAUGGGCAACUAGUCAUGUCAGAAAAAACAAUGACAACACGACACAAUUAGCGGUAGAAGUUGACCUUGAUGGGACCCGUGGAUAUGGCAGUGUGGAUAUGGAAACUUUAUACAAUACCUUUUGA
Molecule: messenger RNA, 916 nt
Organism: Paraglomus brasilianum
Lineage: Eukaryota; Fungi; Glomeromycota; Glomeromycetes; Paraglomerales; Paraglomeraceae
Source: the annotation of a GenBank genome assembly